UGGAUGACUGUGGCGACAGCAGCGACGAGCCUGCGAUGUGCACACCGUGCAAUCGCACUUAUCACGGCCGCGAAGGACGCACGUACAAGCUGGACUUGCCAAGACCUUCCGAAGAGCGGCUGCCGUUUCUCUGUCACCUGACGUUCACCGCGGCCGGCCAGGGCUACGGCGAACUGGUGCAGUUGCUAUGGGACGCGUUCAGCGUGGGCCGCGUCGACAUUAAUGCCGACAACUACUUUACCAGCUGUCCCGAGGGCUCGCUCCAGCUUGCCGAACUUGGCAGACACUUCACCGGCGGCUCCUGGUGUGGAGUCGGAGAGAGUCGUGCGUCCUACUACAGUGAAACUAGCACGGUUACUGCUUCUAUCAGGCUCUUCCAUGCGCCAUCCACAGUGCCGUUCGAAUUCCGUCUUCGUUACCGUUUUGUCGCGCGCAAUGAGGCAGUCGCUCGACUGGGCAAACCGGAACUGCCAAUCGAACGGGGUUCUCCUGUACCGGGCACCUACUGCUCUCGCAACUUCUACGAGUGUCAUUUAAAACAGUGCCGCCUGCAGAGUCCCAACUACCCGGGCGAGUAUCCACGCAACGCCAGCUGCUUGAUUACCGUGCGUCAGAAGGAAGUGCCUACAUGCAAACACGCUAUGAUCUCCGUCAAAUACACGCCCACUAGCUCGAUUGGUCUCAAUACCGCCGCUAACACGAGUCUCAGCGUUUGGCAAGACUGUCCGCCAGAGAAGGAUCGUCUGAUAUUCCGCGAUGGCGCGCGCAUGGAAGACCCGGUGCUGCUGGUGUAUUGCGGUGGUCCGCUCCCCCAGGUAACCGCACGCGGACCUGCGAUGCAGAUCGAAUUCCGUAGCUCCGCUGUGGCGAUACCAUUGGGCGCGUCAGCACUGCGACUCGAGCUCGAGCUACGAGUAGUCUAUGUUGACUCGGACGGUCUGGACUACGCGAAGGGCACGCAGGGCUGUCACUUCUUUAUUAAUGGUACUGGUGAUGGCGCCAAGCGAAGCGGAAUAAUACGCGCGCCUUUGCACGCAUUACCGCCCGGUUCCAGCUGUACAUGGAACAUUAAAGGCGUCACCGGCGACCGUAUAUGGAUUUAUUUCUCAUCGUAUUCGCAACGCGAUCUGACCGGCAACGGUGAGAACAAUGCAAGCGCUGGACAAUCCAUGACGGAUAGCUCGUCACUAUGCGCCAUUAAACUCGUGUUCUGGGAUGGCGCACCAAACACUGGCCAACCAAUGGCCACUUUGUGCGACGAUACACCCAAAUUGUGCGCCCACGCGGCACUCCGGAACAUCACCAGAAGCACGAGACCAUGUACCGAAGAUGAGAGUUAUUUGACCAACGCACCAAGUCUGAUUCUACGCAUGGAGACUAUUUUAGGUACUGCUCUUCAUCCAGUUAACUUUCACGCGCGAUACGAAUUCAUCUCUACCAUUCAACCCGGCGAAUCUUGGGGCGAAGGUGUCUGCAGUCGGGUAUGGCGCAAGGCGCACACCGGUGAGAUAAUGUCGCCGCGCGAUGUACGUCUGUUCGGCCGUGGUGGUUCCAAUAAAUUGGAUUGCAAAUAUCGCGUAGAAGCUAGUACCGGCGAGCGGAUCCGUCUGACGUUGCACAAUGUCAGUCUAGGCGAAUCUACUAUGUGCAUGAGCGAUUCGGAUCCGCACACCGGUAGACCGCGCUGUGUUCAGGAAGUAGGAUCCAGAGAGGCACGUUUGGUCAUUUACGAAGCGCCGUGGAGAGAUGUGAGGCUGCCCCGAGCAUGUCUGUGCGAUAACACGUCUUAUUUGCCCCUCACAUACAUAUCUUCAAGCCGGGCACUGGAGAUCACCUUCUUGAUAGAUCAGCAAGCGCCUCAUGAAGACUUCGAGACGCUUUUCUUUUAUGCCAGCUUUGAACUCAUUCGCGUACCGGAGUGUCCGCGUAAGCAAAGAAUUCGCGGCGAGGGUGGCGAAUUGAGAUUCGUGACUCCUCCACUGUCAAGACCAGACAUCUACUGCGAGGGCCUUCCGUGGCUCGUGGAGGCGCGCGAGAACCGUUCGCUUUUUGUUCUAACCUGGGGCUGGUUUCUGCCGUUGGAACCGCUUGUCGUCGGUUCCGACUCCUCGUCCGGCAGCGGUGGCGGUGAUCAGGUCAAAUGUCCGACCACUAAUCGCAUCCUCCUCUAUUCCGGCUGGCCGCCAAAGUUGCUGAAAGUGGUGUGUCCUGCAGAACCUGGUGCACGCGAGUUCACCGUGCACGUAUUCUCCGAGGAAUGGCUAGGUUCCAUCGAAGAAGGCAAAUGGCCAGGUCCACCAAGACCGCCCGCUCUGUUACUCGACUUCGUGGCACGAGAAUCCGGCCAGGCGGCUGCCUCUUGGCUGGAAAUUUCCAAGAGUCGUGCGGCGCUACGCCGCCAGCUACGUCUUCCGGACAGAAGUGGCGUGGGCAUAAUGGAGAACGAUACGAACGGCAUGCCAUUACAUGUCGGAGACUGUCCGCACAAAUGUCCCGAGCUGGGUGCGUGCAUAGCCGCCAGUCUCUGGUGCGACGGUCACGCACACUGUCCAUCAGGUCACGACGAGGCCAACUGCGGUAAUGGAGCCCGUCUUCUUGGAUUGCUGAAGCCUACUAUAUGGCUCGUUGUGACUGGCGUCGCUGGAAUUGUCACUGCCUUUGCGUGCCUAUUUACUAUUCUUAUUAGCAGAUCUAAAGCUCGCACAAAGAGACUUCAUUACAAAGGGACGAAGAAAAGCAAGAAGCCGCGACGAGCACCGACGGAAGAGACGCUCCUCGGCGCGGCAUCCUGACAACAGCCACCCGGUUUCGUGGAGUAUAUCCAUGUAGACCGGGAGACGACUGUCUAGCGACAUUAAUUCUGUUUCACCGUCCAAUGACUUACUCUACUAAUAAAAGGAAUCUUCCCCUGUGGUGCCAUAAUAGAGUCGCGAGUGGCGGAUUUUUCGAAAUUUUGCUACGUGCUUCUUCCUUUCUUCGCAUUCGUUUCCGGCAUGACUCGCUCGGUUCGUUCUCACAUACCUAUACAUAUGUCGAUUUGGAACGAAACAAAUCUACUUCACCACCGAAUGUCUUCUGUUCGUGCGAUAAUGAUGUACUUGUUUGUGAUAAUCCUUUGUACUCACAUAUGUUUAAUUACAUUGCGUGUAAGAACACACGUACACUCUCAUCAUUUCUAUGUAGAUAUUUAGAUUUUUAAGUCAUCUUAUCGCGACGGAAAGUAAAUCUCAAAAUAUGUAGCACUUAACUGAAUUGUGCGAAAAAUAUAAUAUAUCUUUCGAACGUUAUCAUUACCUGAAAAAAAAUGCGUUUACAUAGUGA
Messenger RNA from Pseudomyrmex gracilis, 3321 nucleotides. RefSeq lists its product as uncharacterized. Bases 36 to 2792 code for a protein of 918 amino acids. Lineage: Eukaryota; Metazoa; Arthropoda; Insecta; Hymenoptera; Formicidae. The transcript is spliced from 5 exons. Gene Ontology annotation, cellular component: plasma membrane. The record is from RefSeq and is a predicted model, not a curated record. Gene Ontology annotation, molecular function: protein binding.